GCAUUUCUCAACCCGACGGGACACUCGCAUAACGAGCGGCCAUUACGAGGAGAAGGAGGAGUGGUACUGUACUUUCUUCCGUCCCGUGAAGCCGUGACCGGCAGGAAACAUGGUCGAGAAAUAUCAAUGGUCCCAUAAAUCAGGACACUGAACUGGGUUAAAUGCUAAGCAAACGGGGGGAGAAUCCCAGUUUUCGCCCUUCAGACAGUAUCGCUGUCGAUGGUCCGAUAACAGUCCCGCUGUUGAUUAUGUCAUUUUAAACUAAGCACCACCUUGCGAUGGUCGUUGAGCAGUGUCAUUCUGAGAGGAGUUCUUCCAUAGUACAGGAAGAGCGUUGAAAGAGUGUGCAAGGACGUGUGCAUUUGCAAAGCGAGUCAAUCCGGAUUUGAUGUUUGUUUGAAAGGUGCAUCAACACGAAUGCAUUGCUUCACGGGCAACUGGUGCCCAUCGGAGUAAAUGGCACACAGUGCUGCAAUUGUGCUUACUGUACUGUGAAAUGGCAAAGCUUUUACAAUCUGUCCCUGAAUGUUGAUUCGUUGAGGGGUAAAACGAUUUCAAUAAUAGUUACUUUGGAGAAAGACAAAAGUCAUGCAGUAACAAGUUUUUGAAGUAAGAAAAGUUUGAAGUAAGGUUUGAGCGAGGUUUGAACUUAGUAUCGAUGGGUUGAUAGCCCGGUCGUGAGCUGAAUAGGCUACCAAAUAGAAUCAUUAAAUGUGGUGUGUAGAACAAAUUUUAUUCAAGCUUUGAUUGAAUUGGUAAGGCUUUCUCAUUACAAAUGAGAAUCAAUUUCCUCUCUUUGCUCUAUUUUUAUUUAUCAUCUUCUCUUUCUCGCUCUCUCUCUCUCUCUCAUUAUCGCAUCAUUCACACAUACAAUAAAGCAUACUCUUCAGCAUGAUAGAGUUGGUAGAUAAAAUGUUCAUGUAAACAUAAUGUUGAAUCAACACGUAAAAUCCAGAAUAAGAGAGAGGGAGAGAUGCUUUAAAAACACCAACACAGAUGCAACCACAUCAAAUUCACUAUCACAAUUUGGCUAAGCCCGGUUUAAAACUUGUUUCCAAAUUAUCGACCUGUUGGGAUUUUACGCUUCAACCUGUUCCAAAGUUAAAUUCACCUUCGAUCCAGCCGGUUCGAUCAACACGCAGCAGUAUGAUCGUAUUCAGUUCCAAUUCUUAGCUAGAAGCAAACGGACGUAGCUAUGCGUGAUCUGUCGCGAUGGCUGCUGCUACUGUCCGGUGUGUUGUGCGUCUGGAGUCAGACGGUCGGCGUCAAUCGGCUCGUGUGCGGUCGGCGUAAGGUGAAAUCGGUUUAUCUCAUUCACAAUGGUAUCGACGCAAUGCCGGGUCACUGGCCGUGGCAUGCGGUCAUCUAUCAGCGUGCGAACGGUGCUGAAGAGUACAAGUGUGGUGGCUCGAUCAUCGAUGAAGAUACCAUUCUCACAUCUGGUCACUGUGUUACAGUUGGGAGUAGAGCUAUCUCACCUGAGCAGCUGUCAAUCGAGGUAGGCCGUAUUCGGCUGCACGAGCGAACAGAAUACACCCAGACGCAUGGUGUGCGGCAGGUGAUAGUACAUCCUGGAUUGAAUGUGCGCCGAUUCAAGAACGACAUAGCUCUGAUCAAACUGGCGAGCAACAUUACUAUGACACCGCACGUACAACCCAUCUGUCUGUGGACGAUGGACAACAAUCAGGAGUUGAUCGUGGGCAAGAAUGGUACAGUGCUGGGGUUCGGACUGACGGAGCAAGACGUCGUGUCGGAGCAGUUGAAGCAGGCGUCGAUCGGUGUGGUCGAUACGCUGACAUGCCUUGCGAAUGAUCGAGCAGCGUUCGGAACGUACCUGACGUCGGAGAUGUUUUGCGGAGGAGGCCGGGAUGGGGUGAGCGCAUGCAACGGAGACAGUGGUGGUGGAUUGUUUCUGGAAGUUGAAGGUAGAUGGUUCGUGCGAGGUAUUGUUUCGUUCAUUCCAUUGCGAAAAAAUACGGCUCUAUGCGAUACGUCAAAGUUCACGGCCUUUGCCGAUGUGGCCAAGUAUCUGAAGUGGAUCGAACAGUACAUUGACCCGCGUGUGCUCGUGUUCGAUACAGACGAUUAUGAGGUGGAUUAUGAGGAGAAGCUACCGCUUUUCGAUCUGAAAACGUGUGGUAUCAAGUCGGACACAUUUCUUGCCGAAGGAUCUCACAUGAGCUACCCUUGGGUUGGUUUCGCCGUGGUGCCUCGGGCCGCAUUGUGUGUCGUUACGCUCGUCAGCGAUUGGUAUGUCAUUGGUCCGGCAAGCUGUUUCGAGAACGAUGGCAACGAAAUUCGCAUUCGACUGGGUGAAAAUCUGAAAGAGCGAAAAUGCUUCGAUCGUAACGGAACGACGGUGUGCGCCUAUCCACUGCAAGCACUGCAAAUACAGCGCAUCAUCAUCCACCCAAGGUACAACGACAAAGAGUUCACGGACAACAUAGCGUUGGUGGAGCUGCUGACUCCAGCAGACACAACGCUACCGAACGUGAGACCCAUCUGUCUGCCGGUCACAAACGAGCUUUACUCGAACCAAACCUCCAACCUGUUGACCAUAGGGAUAUCUUUUCUCAAGCGAUCGUUUGUGGAAAAGCGCGUCCGACACGUUAACUCCUCGCAAUGCAUAGAUAUGUACCUAGACGAGGGGUUGAGGUUGAACUUGGACGAGAAGCGUAUUUGUGGCGAACUGUCUGCUGAAGCCAAUAGCGAUUGUGCCGCAUUCAAAGCGGGGGCAGCUCUGCAGGAGUUGCGCGCGAUCAGUAUGGCCGGAGAUGAGCGGUACGUACUGCGAGGGUUCGAAUUAUUUUCUAAGCAAUGUGACUACACCUUGCCGAUCGUGUACAACAAUUUGUACGCCUAUCUCGACUGGAUGCUGUACAACAUGAGAUUCAACGAGGUGAAUACGGACUCGUCCCUUGAAGCGAAGUGGACGAUCCGGCAGAAAAAUCAUGAAAAGUUAGGCCUAUUCAAUAUGAGCUCCUGUGGAAUCGUAUUGAAGCCACCAAGAGAAUAUGGUUCUGAAUCUUACAAUCCUUGGAUUGGCUCACUUGUGCUGAAUACGGGGGUACGAUCGCCCACGUCUAAAGUGAUACUCAUAAGCGAACGGUAUGCAUUAGCCCCAGCUCAGCAAUUUAGCGGACCAAACGAGUGGGGAUCAAUUAUUCUAGGUUACCAUCAUGCAAUUUAUGAUCUAAAAUGUUUGUUUGAAGCAUGUGAUGAUCCGACUUAUCAAAAAGUGAAAAUUAAGAAGGUAUACAUCCACCCAGAGUUUAACGAGCAACACCUCACCCUAAAUAAUAUCGCUCUCAUUGAGCUGAUGGAACCGGCCAACACUACUAAGAUUGCGAUCAGUCCGAUCUGUCUACCGUUGAUGCAGGAGUUCCGCAACAGUACACCGUUGGAGUUGCAGCUGGCAAUGGAUUCAUCGGGAAGUAGAAAUGUAAAACGGUUGAGUCCGGCCAGCUGUCGGGCGCAGCUCAUCCAUGGAGGGCAUUUUUUUGCGGUGCAUGAGCUUCCGGUUUGCGCAGAGGGCUAUGCCGAUGUGCGGUUGGCAGAACAUUCCGGAUCGGCACUGCAAGGGUCGUUAGAGUUUGACGGACGCAAGCGUUAUUUUCUAUACGGGUUAAGGCUGCUUUUAAAGUCCGAUGGCGCGGCAAAUCCCGACUUACCGUACCUUCUUACUGAUGUUAGCCAGCAUCUCGAUUGGAUCUUGGAGAAUAUGAGCGUUACUGGUAUGGAUAAUUCAUCUAGUCCGAUGCAGCAAUUUAUUCAAAUGAUCUAAGAGACCAGUUAGUUCUUUGGUGCGUUAUCGUGGUCUCCUCCCACAUUAUCGCUAUCUUAUUAUUUAUUAUUUAUUUAAGUUCCGAAACUUGAUGAAAAAGUUCAUAUCAUCUGAGCAGGUUAAUUUAGUUUUGAAAUAAUAAAAUCAGUGAAAUUUAUGUGAAAUGGGGAAGAAUAAGGGCAAUGUGCGCGAGCGACGGAAUGUGCGCGAGAAGGAAAGAAUAAAGAGAACGUGCGAGAAUGAACUAGGAAGGAGAACGCGGUUACGGUGGGUAACGCGGAGCGAGAGGGAAGAUGGGCAGAAGCUAUAAAAGCGGUGCGCGCUUUGGGGACGGGGAGUUAGUUUGGGACCGAUACGGGAACUGUGAAACGUGAACUACUAAACGAGAUGUGCGAAUAAAUCGUGUAGAACUUUA
Molecule: messenger RNA, 4199 nt
Organism: Anopheles gambiae (African malaria mosquito)
Lineage: Eukaryota; Metazoa; Arthropoda; Insecta; Diptera; Culicidae
Exons: 4
Coding region: 1196-3784 (862 amino acids)
Biological process (GO): proteolysis
Molecular function (GO): serine-type endopeptidase activity
Source: RefSeq, a predicted model, not a curated record